Messenger RNA from Brenthis ino (lesser marbled fritillary), 2784 nucleotides. The record is from the annotation of a GenBank genome assembly. Lineage: Eukaryota; Metazoa; Arthropoda; Insecta; Lepidoptera; Nymphalidae.
AUGGCAGAGUCAACACCGUUUUUUGUUGAUCGAGCUAAAGGCGGCCGAGCUUCUUGUAAAGGUUGUAAAGGUAAUUGUCCUAGUGGAGAAUUACGUAUGGCAAAAUUAGUUUUUAGUCCUUACGGCGAAAAUCAACAAAUGAAAUCAUGGCAUCAUAUAGACUGUUUAAUGAAUGUAUUGUUAAAACAACGUCCCACAACAAAACGAAUAGAUUCCAUAGACGAUAUUGGAAACUGGGAAAAUAUAAGCAAGGAGGAUCAAGAAUUUAUAUUAAAGAAGAUUAAUGAGAUGGAAAAGCUUUAUGAAGACAAAAAUAGUGGAAAAUACACAGCAAAGAUUAUUAAAAAUGAAUCAGUGCCAAAAGCAAGUACUUCUUCAUCAGCUACUGAAAAGAAUGAGGAGUUAGACAUAGAGACCGAAGAUAACAAAUUUUCCACUUUUUUUUCCUUAUGUAAAAAAAUAGCUAAAGUUGAUGCUUAUACAGAAAAGACAGCAACUGUAAAUCAUUUUUUUACUAAUGGUUGUGAUGGAAAAAAGUUCCAAGGAGAUAUUGGCUUGUGGUGUAAGCUAUUGCUACCACAGGUUUCAAAACGAGUUUACAAUUUGAAAAGCAAACAGUUAGUAAAACUUUUCUCAAGAAUUUUUAAUACGGAUCAUGAUGACAUGCUCACACACUUAGAGCAAGGUGAUGUUGCAGAUACUAUAACACAAUUCUUCAAAAAGUCAAACACAUUUAAGCCUGCAUCUGAAAGUACAUUAACAAUGUACAAUAUUGAAGAUUUCCUUGAAGAUCUGUCAACAUUAACAAAAGAGGAAGAACAGAUAUACCAUUUCAAGAAAAUUAUAAAAAAAUGCACAUUGGAUGAUAUAAAAAUGUUAAUAAGAUUAAUUAAAGGUGACUUGAGGAUUAACGCAGGCCCUAAGCAUAUUUUGGAAGGUGUACAUCCAGAUGCUUAUUCAGUUUUUCAAGCAUCUCGAGACUUAGACUUGGUAUUAAAGAGGGUUUUACCUCAAAGUACUGAUGUAAAGCAUAAAGAUGCAAUCCAAAAGAAUGUAGUAGCAAAAUUAAGCCUUAUGACCCCAGUUUUACCAAUGUUAGCUGAAGCUUGUAAAUCAGUUGAAAUGGCUAUGAAAAAGUGUCCAAAUGGCAUGUUUUCUGAAAUUAAGUAUGAUGGAGAAAGAGUACAAGUUCAUAAAAAGGGUAAGGAGUUCAAAUAUUUUUCCCGAGCCUUAAAACCUGUUAUGGCACAUAAAGUUAGUCAUUUUAAAGAUUACUUGCCUCAAGCAUUUCCUAAGGGAGAUGAUUUAAUUCUAGAUGCAGAAGUCCUUAUGGUAGAUGUUAAUACUGGGAAACCUUUACCGUUUGGUACAUUGGGUAUCCAUAAGCAAUCUGAGUUUAAAGAUGCUCAGGUUUGCUUAUAUGUGUUUGAUUGCUUGUACUACAAUGGAGAGAUUUUAAUGGACUAUCCCAUAAAGAAAAGACGUAAUAUUCUACGUGAAAUUAUGGUGGAAGUUACUAACCAUGUAAUGUUUUCUGAACAAGAAGUUAUUCAUAAACCAGCUGAUCUAGCUAACAUGAUUGCUAAGGUUUUACAGUUAGGUUUAGAAGGAUUGGUAUUGAAAGAUUUAGAAUCUACAUAUGAGCCCGGUAAAAGACAUUGGCUCAAAGUAAAGAAAGACUACUUAUUUGAUGGAGCAAUGGCUGAUACAGCAGAUCUUGUUGUUUUAGGAGCUUGGUUUGGUACGGGUAAAAAAGGUGGUAUGAUGUCAGUAUUUUUAAUGGGAUGUUUAGAUACACGUCGAAAUCGUUGGGUCACAGUCACUAAAGUACAUACAGGACAUGAUGAUAGUACUUUAGAGAGAUUACAAAAAGAAUUAGGUCCUUUAAUGGUAAAAAUAUCUCAGGAUAAUACAAAAGUCCCUUAUUGGUUGGAUUGCAAUAAAGGAAUGGUACCGGAUUUUGUUGCACUAGACCCUAAGAAACAACCUGUUUGGGAAAUCACUGGUACUGAGUUAACCAAGGCAAAUUUACAUACAGCCGACGGCAUAUCAGUUAGGUUUCCCAGAGUAACUAGAAUCAGGGAUGAUAAAAAUUGGGAAACCGCUACUAAUUUAGAAGAAUUGAAACAUUUAUACAAAACAUCCAAAGAGAAAACGGAUGUGUCACUCCUAAAUAAAUUAGCUGCAACUGCUAAUGAUAAUUUUGAGUCUCCAUUAAAAAAGAUCAAACAGAGCCCUAAGAAAAAUAAGAAUCCCGUUAACCCUAUUAAAAAUGGCCGCUUAGAUUCCUUUAUUCUUAAAGAUAGACCAAAGAAAGAAGUAAAUGAAGAAUCUGAUGAAGGUGUAAAGAAGGAAGAUGUGAAAAUUGAGAGCAAAAAAAGAAAAAUGACAAGUAGCUUGGAAAAUGUAAGUGAAAACAUAAGUUUUAUUAAAGAAGAGAAAAAGUUCAAAUGUCAGUUAGAACCAGACGAUCCCCUACCAGAUGCGUUUAAAGAUAAAAGAUUAGGUUUUUAUCCAGAUUUUAUAACUAUACCAGAAAACGAAAGGAAAUUUUUCGAAAGACACUGGAUAGCUUAUGGAGGGACUAUAAUUAAAUCGUUGAAAUCUAUGGAUGUGGAUUUUGUAGUGCACAAUGAUAAAACCAUAGAGUAUAAAAAAAUGAAGAAAUUAAAAAAUAAACUUCCAUACCAUGUCCGGCAUGUUUAUAAAAGUUGGUUGAGGAAAUGUAUUAAUAAUGUUAAAUUAUGUGAUACUUCUAAUUAUGCAGUUCUUAUAGAACCUAAU